AUGGCAUCCAUAUUCACCUACCAGGAGGAGCCGCCACGAAUCCGUUCCCCGUGGGCUACCCCUGGUACUGCUACUCCUCAGCCUCUCCUGCCGAACCAGACACCUCUCCCUGACGGGCAGAAUCAGAAAAGCGAGCUCAGAAAGUUGGCGCCUGAGAACCAGGAAGGCCCUACGGAGUACAAACUCCACUUACUUCUACGUCCUAGACGUAGAUUCAUUUCGAUCUCUACAAGUACUUCGAUUCCUCAUCCUGACUAUGUGGGCUUACAGUCCAUCUCCUCGGGAAGUCGCUCCACCAGUGACCCGACCAUAAGCCGCGGCGUCUCUGUCCAACCCACCACUCAUGCUCGUCAAACGAGGCUACAGCAAUUAACAACACAGUUGUUAUGGAGACUGCAACAGUCAUCACCUUUCCAUUCGUCGUCGAAUGCAGAUUUAGUUUUGCCUAUACUCCCAGAAGCAACACCCAGGCUGGGUAUUCCAGAGCGUCCAGCGAAGUUGUUACCUGGGCUGGAGGAGAGUCAAGGCGCGCUUUACGAAAUCGGAGUAGCUGAUGACGGCACUCUGGUUGGUUUGGUAGAAGAUGAACUGCAGGAAAGCCUGACGAACCUCAGAGCCAUGGCUGCAAGUCUGGGCUGCACCACCAGCAUCCUGCGGAAAGUUGCAGUGGGAUAUUGUCAAUGGAGCGAGGAUGGCAAUGAAGGCGAUAUACUGGCCUGGCAAACCGAUCAGCUCUGGGUCGCCGAGGUCCUAGUCUAUCCGGACUCAAACGUCUUGACGGAGGCAGAUGUACCCACAUCUAGGCCCCACCAGUCGUCCAAUCUUUCUGCCCCCGAGGCCGGCAUAGAUGAUGGUAUGUCUUGCACGGAACAACUACGUGUGACCCUAGUAGGGGCAACUGCAGCUGGAAAGUCUUCGCUUUUGGGAACACUCUCGACCUCGACUUUGGACAACGGACGUGGGAAGAGCCGUUUGUCAUUGCUCAAGCACCGACACGAGCUUGCUUCUGGCGUCACCAGCUCAGUAGCCCAAGAGAUCAUUGGGUAUGCACGCGACCGUACUGCCUCUCCCGCCAUUGUCAACUAUGCCUUUGGGAAUGUCUCAUCCUGGAUCGACAUCCAUAAUUUGGCGCACCGUUUGGUAUUUCUCUCUGACUCACCGGGCAUUCCUAGGUUUGCCAAAUCAACUUUACGAAGUUUGAUUUCCUGGAAACCAGCUUGGACCAUUCUAUGCGUUGGGGCAGACAGCGGUGGGUCUAACGCAGCGCGCACCGGGGCUUCAAGCCCAAGAGAUGAGCCCCUUGCUCAACCAGAGUCCGCAAACAACAUGGAUCUUUCGCUUUCGUAUCUCGACUUAUGUCUCAGGCUAGGCACACCUUUGAUAAUUUGCAUUACCAAGAUUGACCUUGCCACUCGCUCGGGGUUGCGGGUGGUAUUAGCGAGGCUUCUCUCUGCUCUCAAGGCAGCUGGACGUAAGCCUUUAAUGGUAAACUUCCCUCCGAGUCAACCUCUGGUACCUGACGCUGCUGGGUCACAUCCUGCACUUCAGAGUAUGAGCACCGCCCAUCAAGCUGAGGUCGAUCGAGUCGUUUUCACACUGCAGGGCAAGGAUGGUUUCUCCGCUGUUCCCAUCCUGAUGACCAGUGCGGUCACAGGACUGGGUAUAGGCGGGUUGCAUGCACUGCUUCGGUCCCUUCCAGAUGUUCGACCUCAGGUGCUUGAACCAUCCGUCCUUACACCAUCCUCUCUAUUCCAUGUUGAUGAAGUGUUCAGCAUUCCGCCAUCCCGCGUGUACUCUUCCGACUUCGGGAACCGAGUUGUCAAGGAAGGUGUGGUGUUGUGUGGUUACGUUGCUCGUGGCACGCUGUCGGUUGGAAGUGUUAUGUACCUCGGGCCGAUUUCCAAGGAUCAAGAUUCGUCUUCAAAACAGCCUGCUCGACUUGCUGCGCGGUCCUGCUCCUAUGGUAACGAGACGGUCGGUCGUGACAGUGCCGGGAUGACGACUAAACUUGGGCAGUCAUAUCAAGGCGAGUGUUCCAGGUCUCCAGCGUCCAGAACCAGGGAGUUUGAGACGAUUUUUCUGCCUGUUCGCAUCGUUUCAUUGCGAAAUCUCCGGCUUCCUGUUGUUGGCAUGCAACAAGGAGAUACUGGAACGAUUGGAGUGGAACUCUUGAACAAUGAUACAGCAGGUACGACGCUCGAGCGAGCCCGGAAAGGCAUGGUUUUGCUAGGUGAUCCAGGCGAUACCAGCCUCGCAGGCUAUCGUUCGUUCUCUGCAUCGUUUGAAUUGCCCGACUUUGCUCGGCAAGACUCACCACCAUUGAUCCUGGGCGGUCAUGCCACCGUCUAUAUCAAUAGUAUACGUGCUGCUGUCAAGGUCAUCGGUAUGGCCUUGGAUGAAGGAGCUACCGAGGAAGAAACCGCAGCUUCUUCCGAGGGCGAAGUCUUCCGCUUUGACAUGGAGGAUAUAAAACAAAUGCGUGGGGAUGGCAACAGCCCCGGCCAGAAAGGGAUCAAACUCACCUUCCGCUUCGUCAGCACCGUGGAGUGGAUGGAGAAAGACAACCAAGUCCUUGUUAUUCCGACGGUUGUUGCACCUGGGCCAGUGUCAGGGCCGGCUGUGUCCCACACAUCGGGACUCGCCGGCUUCGUAGGCAGAGUAUGUGAAGUUUAUACUUGA
Messenger RNA from Exophiala dermatitidis NIH/UT8656, 2679 nucleotides. RefSeq names its product elongation factor EF-1 alpha subunit. Gene Ontology annotation, biological process: translational elongation. The transcript has a single exon. NCBI's taxonomy places the organism in Eukaryota, Fungi, Ascomycota, Eurotiomycetes, Chaetothyriales, Herpotrichiellaceae. The record is from RefSeq and is a predicted model, not a curated record. Gene Ontology annotation, molecular function: translation elongation factor activity; GTP binding; GTPase activity. The coding region runs from base 1 to 2679 and encodes 892 amino acids.